Xenopus laevis (African clawed frog) is the source of this 3084-nucleotide messenger RNA. It is a transcript of the gene il12rb2.L, whose product is annotated as interleukin-12 receptor subunit beta-2-like. Lineage: Eukaryota; Metazoa; Chordata; Amphibia; Anura; Pipidae. The record is from RefSeq and is a predicted model, not a curated record. The transcript is spliced from 16 exons. The coding region runs from base 264 to 2678 and encodes 804 amino acids.
AUUACACAUGUGCUCAUUCUGCUGCUGCACAUCUCACAGCUACACAUGGCUCUGAGUUUGUCAGCAUAUAAAGCACUCAGCGUAACUGCUAAAAGGUCUGGUCAGGCAGAGCUCUGAUCCAGGCAGCCAGAGGCAGAUGUCUGUACAGGGCGGGAGGUGCUUUGAAUACAACAAAUGGGCAGCUCAAUGAGUAUGAGUUAAUGAGGGAUAACUGGUAAAAGAAGACUUCAUUCUCCAUUUUUUUCCAUCAAAAUGGUCUGCUAAUGGAGAGAGGGCUUCAAAUAAAAUGGAUUAUCUUUAACGUGACAGUUUUGUGGCUUCUGAUGAAAACAGGUCCAGUGUUAAGUAAUUUGGGAAUAGUAACUGCCAGUCCUGGGGUUCUCCUGCCUCUGACAUCAUCUGUCAAUAUUACCUGCUCUCUCUCAUGGAUUGCGGGAAGCCUCAAGAUUAAGAAAAAGAACAGCACCCACAGUUUCUUUAUAAGGCAGCUCUACAACACUAACACCAUCUCUGUGCAUGACAGUGACCUGUCUCCUCGGCAGGCAACAUAUAUAUGCCUUGCAGAUAAGAAAAUUGUGAAUGGAAUAUACGUGGAGGCUGGAAUUCCUCCAGAUCAACCCACAAUUUUAAACUGUGAACAGGAAGGUGCAUUAGGAAGGAUUUAUUGCUUAUGGAAAGAAGGAAGGGAGACUUUCAUCCAGACCAAUUACACACUUCAGUUAUGGCAACGGAGAGGUGAACUGAAUGUGACCAUUGACAGUGUGAGACGAGGUGGUGAAUAUAUUGCUGUGGUUGCAGCAUCCAAUGGGCUUGGCAGUAACUCCUCACAGCCUUAUACAUUUACCUUCUUUGAUGCAGUGAUACCGCACCCACCAAACAAGACAAUUGUGUGCGACAGAGUUUCAAGUAAAUGCAUUGUGACCUUGCAAGACUCUCAAAAUUCUUCCAACUUCCAAAUAAGAUAUCGACCUGCUGAUAGCACAAAGUGGCAAUGGGUUGAAAUUAAAAGAAAAAACACCUACACUCUGAAGGAUCUGCAGCCAUUCACAAGAUAUGAGUUUCAGGUCUCCUGUAAAUUUCUGAUAGAUAAAGGGAAAUGGAGCAAUUGGAGCCAGCCAAUCAUAAUACAAACUCCAGAAGGAGUGCCAAGUGGAAUGCUGGAUGUGUGGUACCACUGGAGGGAAAUUGAUAGCAACACACGGAAUAUUAUUCUUUUCUGGAAGCCCAUGAGCAGAAUUGAAGCAAGAGGCCUGAUACAGCACUAUGAAGUGUUAUUUUACCGAGGGAGUGACAGAAGCCCUGUGCACAAUUCUACCACCAGGGACACUUGGCUCAGCAGAGACAUUGAGAGGACCAGAUAUGUCAUAGUGGUGUCAGCUCAUAACUCAAAAGGAAACUCCCCUCCCACACACAUCAAUGUAACCACUGAAGACAUUUCAGGUGUACCUUCUCCUGUUAAUGUGGUGGCUAAAUCAAGUGGCAAUGAAAAUAUGAUUGUUUCCUGGGAAAUACCACAAGACAAUGAAACCUUAGAUGUGGAUUACAUAGUGGAAUGGAAAGAGCAGAAGGAAAAAAAAACAAGUUACACAUAUUGGGUAAAAGUUUCCAAGAUGAGUCCAUCUGUAACCAUAUCAGAAAACUUAAGUCCCUAUGUGUGUUAUGAAUUCCGAGUGUAUUCUCUCCGGGAAGGAAGAGCUGGAAUACCUACCAUGACAACAGCUUCUAUUAAACAAGAAGCUCCUUACGUUGAUCCUGAGUUUCAUUAUGAAGUACAGAAACAUAACAGCAUACUGAUCACAUGGAAGGAAAUCCCGCCAGACAAACGUAGGGGAUGUAUUGUAGAGUACACCAUAUACAUGCAAAGCAUGUCUUUCUCUAAGCAAUUUAAAAUUCCUGCUAACCAGUCCAUGAAACAUCAGUACGAGAUCCCAAACAUUCAGCUAAAUGUGCGAUAUGUCCUUAGAAUGAGCGCUUCAACUACAGCUGGGGAAAGUCCUAGAAUGCUGGGGAAGGAAAUUUAUCCUGAUGGAGCAGGCUUCAAUCAAGAGUUCCUGAAUUCAUUUAUAAUUACCCUGCUAUGUGUGUUUAUAAUAUUAUGUCUAUGUUCCAUACCAUCAUUAAGAGAAAGAUUCAAGUGUUUUCUCUACGGUUGCAACAAGAAAGUGCCUGACCCAGCGAAUUGCCAUUGGGCUUCUGAAUUGACAAAUAGCACGCACAAAGUGGAACCCUUUCCAAGUCCCUUACCAAGUACAUCAACCUAUGAUGAAACUGAAACCUUGGAGGUAGAAGAGAUUGACAGCGAUAAUGAAACACCGUUUACCCCUGCUACAUACACAUGCUAUGAAACUAAUAAAGUAUUACUCGUUGAGGAAAUCAAUGAACCCGCCAAAGAGGCAAAAGUUCCUAUUUUGCCUAAUCUGUCAGAGGGUUGUUGUUACAAGUCUCUAAAACCUAAACAAGUGGUCAGUACGGAACCUGUGUCAGAUUACUUGGUCAACCAAGAGAUAACAGUUGACUAUCUGCCAACAGACAUGCUGAGUGGCAAUACUGAAAAUGAAGAAGAGAGCAUUAAAGAUGAAACGUUGUCUCUAGAGUUUCUAAUGCCCAAACUCCAUGUAGGUGAAGGGAUGCUUAGGCUGGAUGCUGUGAAAAUUUGUUCGCUUGAUAUAACAGAGUAAGCAGUUUAUACAUUUGUGGUAUUAAUUCAAAUUAUUUAAGAAUACUGCCAAAUCCUGGAUUUUUGUAUAGAAUAUAGAAGCAGAGGCAGUGCCACAGAAGUUGUUUGGACUUGGCCCACUGCCAUUCUACAGAAGACUAUAAGGACCUUAUGUUGGGCUUCCCUGCAUGACUGAAAGGUUAAAGAAAUAUUUUUCUCCCCUUGCUGCUGUUGGAAUACAUAAUGGAAAAAGGGAUGUACAAACAAUAGGUGUUAUAUGCAUUACAAAGACAAUUCUUAAAGGUCUUAUUCAUGGUUUUCUGUGCUAUAACGUAUGAAUGUAUUCUACAAAGUACACAUUUAAAGGGCACCUAUCACAGCCAAAAUCAAACGCAUAUUAACUAUCUGACCAGUACAACCUAAACACG